ACGAAACCAAAUCUUUCUCUCACUGUCGUCUCUUUUGGUCUUUCGUCUCUCUCUACUCUUACUCGCCGCCGAUCGUUACUCCGUCUCCGUCGACACCACCAUGGCGCCAAAGAAGGAUAAGGUUCCACCGCCGUCAUCAAAGCCGGCUAAAUCCGGAGGUGGAAAGCAAAAGAAGAAGAAGUGGAGCAAGGGAAAGCAAAAGGAGAAGGUGAACAACAUGGUCUUGUUUGACCAAGGUACUUACGACAAGCUUCUCACUGAAGCACCCAAGUUCAAGCUCAUUACUCCAUCGAUUCUCUCUGACCGUAUGAGGAUUAAUGGGUCUCUAGCAAGAAGGGCAAUAAGGGAGCUAAUGGCCAAGGGUUUGAUCAGGAUGGUCUCUGCUCACUCUAGCCAGCAGAUCUACACUCGUGCCACCAACACCUAAAAAGCUUGACUUUUCAAUGGUUUGGUUCUCGAAGCUCCUCUUGAAUUAUGUCUUUUGAUGUAUACAUUAAUCAUCAGAGCUCUUAUAGUUCUUCUUUUUGGUAACCGUUGCUCCGUUGUACCUCAAGAACCUCUUUAGAAUUGUGUUUUCAGAUUAUUAUGCGAAGUUAAAGUCGAAGUUGCUUUCUAAUUUUUCCCUAGUCA
This is a messenger RNA of Capsella rubella, 630 nucleotides long. Its product is annotated as 40S ribosomal protein S25-2. Gene Ontology annotation, cellular component: cytosolic small ribosomal subunit. The record is from RefSeq and is a predicted model, not a curated record. Lineage: Eukaryota; Viridiplantae; Streptophyta; Magnoliopsida; Brassicales; Brassicaceae. Bases 101 to 427 code for a protein of 108 amino acids. The transcript has 4 exons. Gene Ontology annotation, molecular function: structural constituent of ribosome.